Mus caroli (Ryukyu mouse) is the source of this 4390-nucleotide messenger RNA. The record is from RefSeq and is a predicted model, not a curated record. NCBI's taxonomy places the organism in Eukaryota, Metazoa, Chordata, Mammalia, Rodentia, Muridae.
GGCUGGAGUGGAUCCCCGGAACCGCCCGCUUUAUCCUAGCCCUGCCUAGGCACUGACUUUGGCCGGUUGGCGGAUGGAGCUGUUCUACUGGUGUGUGCUGUGCCUCCUGUUACCACUCACUUCAAGGACCCAGAAGCUGCCCACCCGAGAUGAGGAACUUUUUCAGAUGCAGAUCCGGGAUAAGGAAUUUUUUCACGAUUCAUCUGUGAUUCCAGAUGGAGCUGAAGUCAGCAGUUAUCUCUUUAGAGAUACACCUAGAAGGUAUUUCUUCAUGGUUGAGGAAGAUAACACCCCACUGUCAGUCACAGUGACACCUUGCGAUGCACCUUUGGAGUGGAAGCUUAGCCUUCAGGAGCUGCAUGAAGAGUCCAGUGCAGAUGGAUCAGGUGACCCAGAACUACUUGACCAGCAGAAGCAGCAGAUGACUGAUGUAGAGGGCACAGAACUAUUCUCCUACAAGGGCAAUGAUGUAGAAUAUUUUCUGUCUUCAAGUUCCCCAUCUGGUUUGUAUCAGUUGGAGCUUCUUUCAACAGAGAAAGACACACAUUUCAAAGUAUAUGCCACCACCACACCAGAAUCUGACCAGCCAUACCCUGAAUUACCAUAUGACCCCAGAGUUGAUGUGACCUCCUUUGGACGUACCACAGUGACUUUGGCCUGGAAGCCAAGCCCUACAGCCUCUAUAUUGAAACAACCCAUAGAGUACUGUGUGGUCAUCAACAAGGAGCACAAUUUCAAAAGCCUCUGUGCAGCAGAAACAAAGAUGAAUGUAGAUGAUGCCUUCAUGGUGGCACCCAAACCUGGUCUAGACUUUAACCCCUUUGACUUUGCCCAUUUUGGAUUUCCAACAGAUAAUUUGGGUAAAGAUCGAAGCCUCCUGGCAAAACCGUCUCCCAAAGUGGGGCGCCAUGUCUACUGGAGGCCCAAGGUUGACAUUCAAAAAAUUUGCAUAGGAAAUAAAAAUAUUUUCACAGUCUCUGACCUAAAGCCUGAUACCCAAUACUACUUUGAUGUCUUCAUGGUCAAUACCAACACCAACAUGAGUACAGCUUAUGUGGGUGCCUUUGUCAGGACCAAGGAGGAGGCAAAACAGAAGACAGUGGAGCUCAAAGACGGGAGGGUCACAGACGUGUUUGUUAAAAGGAAGGGGAAAAAGUUUCUACGGUUUGCUCCAGUCUCCUCUCACCAAAAGGUCACCUUCUUUAUUCAUUCUUGUAUGGAUGCCGUUCAAGUCCAAGUGAGAAGAGAUGGGAGGCUGCUUCUGUCACAGAAUGUGGAAGGUAUUCGGCAGUUUCAGUUAAGAGGAAAACCCAAAGGAAAAUACCUCAUUCGACUGAAAGGCAACAGAAAAGGAGCAUCAAAGCUGAAAAUACUGGCUACCACCAGGCCCAGUAAGCAUGCAUUCCCCUCUCUUCCUGAAGACACAAGAAUCAAAGCUUUUGACAAGCUACGUACCUGCUCUUCAGUUACGGUGGCAUGGCUUGGCACCCAAGAAAGGAGAAAGUUUUGUAUCUACAGAAAGGAAGUGGGUGGAAACUACAGUGAAGACCAGAAGAGAAGAGAGCAAAACCAGUGCCUAGGACCAGACACCAGAAAGAAAUCAGAGAAGGUCCUUUGCAAAUACUUCCACAGCCAAAACGUACAGAAAGCAGUGACUACAGAGACAAUCAGAGAUCUACAGCCUGGGAAGUCUUACCUGCUGGAUGUUUAUGUCGUAGGACAUGGGGGACACUCUGUGAAGUAUCAAAGUAAAAUUGUGAAAACAAGGAAGGUCUGUUAGUUACCUUGAGUGAAGAUCGGUAGAACUCCAGGAGAGACAUGGAAUCACACUGCUUGUAACUGACUACUCUCGUGAUAAACAAAAGUUGUACUUGAAAGAAAGGGUAACAACAUGUGUACAUUGAUGCUUGUCUAAUGUAGCAUGGAGACUUGUACUCACGCACACCUGUGGUACUUAGGGUCCAUCUGUCUAAUGCUGGUUAAUGUCAAAAGAAGAGGGUAUCUCAAUGGAUGCCACCCCUUGCUUUGACCAUUGCAUGAACUGCUUCUAAAUUAUUUUAUUACCUAAAAUUUUAAAAUAUGCCAUUCGUUGCACACAUUCACAAAUGCAAAUAAUUCCUCUCUAUAGAUGUUAGGGGAAGUUUAUAUAUAAAUAUAUAAAUAUAAAUUAUUUUAUAAAGUCUGUUUUAAUUGUUGGUGUUUCUAUUAUUGUAAGCUAUUAAAUUCUUUCUCUGUUAAAGUAUAGAUCUAAUCUAAGAUCGUAUCACCCUCUAAGCAGUAAUAUUGUUGUAAAUUCUUAUUUGUUCAGUAAAAUGUUUAAAUGCUGUCUGUAUGUAUCUCAUGUAAAAAGUUGAUAUACAUUAUAUUCAUGUACAUAAAAUUAAGAAUAUUAGAUUAUUACACCGUUCGUUUUCCAAAGCAGUACUGUGGUAUAUUCAAUUGCUUAUCUGUCCUUAAAACUGUGCUUUUCUGUAAGUUGGCACCAAAAUUUAGUCUUAUUUAGUAGCUAGGAGGGAAAUGUUGACUCUCUCAGUCUUUACUGGCAUCAAGAGCUGGUUAUUCAAGUCUGGAUUUGGGAACUCAAUGGGAGACUAAGAACUGUAAUAGGCUUGUUUGAGCAUAGAAUAAGCCAAACACUAUCAACCUGAUAAGCGAUCAUUUUAAACAUUUAUUUUCCAUUUGCUUAAAUUUUGGCAAAUCUUUUAACCGCUAGCUGAAGCAAGAGAGAACCUUGAUUAGGACUUUCAUCAGUCACAACACAACGCUACAUCUGCUGCUUACAAGAUUUAUAAAACACUGCUGCAGGUAAUUUUGAGUUUUCAACUGUUUUUAAAGGUAAUUUUAGUGUAAGAUACAAGUCUAGCAAAUAACAUUUGCAGGCUCUACCAAGGGAGCUUGGGGACACUUUUAUCCUCUACAGAUUUUACCUGGAAAUUCCAAGGCAACAUGAGACCAUAAAAGCAAGCUUCAGAAAUACUUGUAAUUGUUGGUCACCUAAAACCAUAUGACUUUAGGAGAAUGUUACUGCCCACCAUCCCCUUUCCCACUUAUAACGUUGAGGAAGUGGUAGAUGUGGAUACAAUGACACUGUGAAAUAUCUUCUGUCACGAGAAGUUGCCAUUUGCAAAAUCCUGACCCUAAACCCUUACAUGCUAUGGCUAGAGUGAGGACAGGCGCAAUGGUUCCUCUUUUUGCUGUCCACUGCAUGCCGGCACAGAUUUGCUGGUGAGAGUUCACCAGCAGCAUUUCUAUGGAGUAUAGGAAUACUGUGGCAGAGAUGGCGUUAUAUAUAGUUUCCCUAUGACGUGUGCUCUGCUUACCUUAAGGGAAAGUACAAGCAUUAAGGCAUACCCUCUAAAUCCUUGGCAGUAACUUUCAGAAAAAUGGAUCCAUGCAUGCAAUGCAGGAACAACAUCUGAAAUAAUUUUUUGGAAGCUGACAACUAUAUACCCAAUGUUUUAUUUGAGCAGCUUCAAUAAAAGGAGAGACUGACAAAUUAACACCCAGAGAAAUUAUAUUCAGCUAUAGAUGUGAGAAAAGUAGCUUCCUAAUGUUGCUGAGCAGCUUGUAAGUGGGACUACAGUGAAUCAGAUUACUGCUGCUUUGAAGGUCUGGGAUCUUGGAUACUGCCUAACUCUCAGCAUCUGGGAACCAGGAUGAACUGAUUUUAAAACACUUUGAAAUUUCUGCUAGGUGUGAUAGUAGUUUCUUCCUAUUGUGGACAAAUACAGAAAUCCUCUCAUGACCCUAGGAUAAAAAUUGCCUUUUCCAACUAAGGAAAAUUGAACACACAUCAUGAAAUGCUUACUGCUCAUAACAAAGGGAAAAGCCAUGAAAAUCAUACCUCACUGAUGUGCUAAGAUUUCAAGAGCAUCCAGUGGACUAGGAACAAGGAAGGGACUCAUUCAUUCACAUUUUAGAAAUAACUACAUGCUUGCUAAUAUAAAAGCAAAACCUGGCCUACGCUAAUCUCUGAGUGAACAAUAGACACUGAGGGGGAUGAUACCCAAUGCCAUAUGUAGACGGAUAUUGAGAAGAGAAGGUUUAGAGAUAUUUAUCUCACUAUCUUUCCUUUUCAAGUACAAUGACAGAGAAAGAACAAAAUAUAUUUAAAACAAGAGAAACAAAAAAUAGAAAAGUUUUGCCCACACAAAUGUAUACCAGGAGACAGAGGCAGAUGGAGUUCUGUGAGAUUGAGUUCAGCCUGGUCUAUUUAAUGAGACCCAGGCCCACUAAGGACUACAAGGUGAGACUCAGUCCAGAAAAAUUAAGCAAAGCAAAACAAACAAACAAAUGGUUCUAUAGUUGAAAGAGUUAAGAAAGUUACAUCAUAGACUCCAAAAAUGCUUUCCAAAUCCAAGUCAUCAAAUUUUGUUUGAAAAAAUAUUCA